Messenger RNA from Erpetoichthys calabaricus (reedfish), 4148 nucleotides. RefSeq lists its product as uncharacterized. The record is from RefSeq and is a predicted model, not a curated record. The transcript is spliced from 4 exons. NCBI's taxonomy places the organism in Eukaryota, Metazoa, Chordata, Cladistia, Polypteriformes, Polypteridae. The coding region runs from base 4 to 3090 and encodes 1028 amino acids.
GUCAUGUCAGCUAAAAAGUGGGCAAUCUUCUUCUUGUACCUCAUUUCUUAUGGGGGAUGUAAUGCUGAGCUACCAGAAUAUACACGGGACAAAGUGGACAAGGGCCUAAAUACCCUAGUUGAAGGUAUUUCAGCACUAGAAGUAUUGAAAACUACAUCCAAAGACAAAGCGGAAGCAGCCCAGACUGCAGUGAAGCUAAUCUUCCCAGCAAACUCCCAGGCUUCUAUGUUAAAAACAGUGAAGAAUUCAGUCGGCAAAGCCGUGUCUGCCAUUGUGAAAACAGUGAAUGUUUUGACAAAAGCCCUGUCUGCCUUCAGCUUUGCUGCUGCAUUCAUCAGCUUCAUUCUGGCAUUUAUUCCCCAGCAGGAUCCUUUAAUGAACUUCAUGAAGGAACAGUUUGCAGAGGUUAAUCGAAAACUUGAUGUAAUUUCUUUGGACAUCAGCACACUACAAAAGGAUGUCAAGUGGUACUCAUAUACCAGUAUUUAUUCACAGGAUGAAAGAAAAAUACAGAAUGCUUGGAUGAAGUUUAAUGAGUUCAGGGAGAAGGCAAUACUGGUAAAAACAAAUCAGGAAAAGACAAGACUUGCAGAGCAAUUUACCAGCUACUUUGAGAGCACCAGCACCGAGAGUAGUAUCGAGAACUUCUACCGAUACCUCACGCAAAAGGAGUUGUCCCUCACUGAAAACCUACUCGAUCUGGUUAAUGAGAAAUUCAAGCGAGACUUCAAUGUUGUUACACAGUUUGCAGCACACUUCACAGCACUCAUGUUCAAAGGCAUGCAGCUUAACUUGUACUACUAUGCGCUCAAGGGCUUUGAUGGUGAGGCCAAGGCUAAGGACUGUGUGGAGAAAUUAGCAAAUGUGCUUGCAGCAGUAGAAAAGGCCAUGACUGAGUGUAUUGAUAAAUAUGAGGAACAGGCAAAGAUAGAUGUGGAUGAGAUUGGGUUGUCAUCAUGGUCUGACACCAAAGAACUGGCAUCAUUGAUCAAGAACCAUUUAGACAAGAAAUUCGAUUGGUAUGAGUGGAUUGUUAUUGCUUACGAAAAUGAUUCAAAAUAUAAGUUUGCAGCCGGAAAUUAUAUUGUAAAAAAUAUUCAAAAUAAAGCCAAGGUCUUCAUCUUUCAUAGAGAGAAGGGAGCACCAAUUAAUGACCAGAUAAAGGAACAAAUCCAAAAGGAACUGUCUAAGCGUGCAUGCCUUUCAGCUACCUUAUUGAAUUAUCCUCCUCUAUCAGAAGCAAUGUUCAACAAUGAGCAAAUGAGCAACAUAAUUGCAAUGCAUGCAGUUUUGGAUCACAAUUAUUACAGACAGACUGAUAAUAAAGCCAUGAUACAAGCAUCAUGUAGACUGAACAUGUUCACUGUCAUUCUAAGAGGGAAAGAAGAAGCACUGACUUCUCCAUGCUCUAAAUCUUCUUGUGAGAAUGGAAUGUGCAAGCCCAUCCCAAACACCAUGGGAGAGUAUUGUAGUUGUAGCCAUCUUUACUAUGGCCCAUCAUGUACCCAGCAGGUCUUGGAUGACAUCAGGUGGGAGACAGUCAAGGAUUUCAUCAAUUCUAUCACCAUCCAUCCUGUUCCCGAUCUUACAUCAAUCUUUUACAGUGUGAAGAACUUGAAAGAGUAUACCACCUUACUAGCAAAAUCAAUGGAGUCCCAGAUAGAAUGGACACAAGUCUUGGUAAAAUAUAGUUCGACCAUAUCCAAGCUGCAGUUUCUCAUCAGUCAAAACAAGCGCCUGGAGGACAACAUACUCUCAGCUGUUGAUUUUUUGCAUGACAUGAACCAGCAGUUCUGCAGUACAACAUUCAGCUUCCUGGCUGAUAAUUAUAACUCAAUGAUGAUGGGGGCAGGUUUUGGAGAUGAGCUUAACAUUCUUGAUAUGUACCGUAAGAUCUUGCUAACUAAAAACCCCCAAUCGCCAGCCAUAGCCUGUUCCUCAGACUACAAGGUUAAAAUUGACACUUUUGUACGGUACAUGUUUGCACUUCAGAAGGAAUCUCACUUAACUUGGAUUAAAUAUUUGCUUUUGUCUAAACAGCCCAACAAAGCAGAUGAUGCCAAAAAACAGUUUAAUAUUACAGUCUUCAACCAGUGGCGUCUCUUCAAUAAAAAUGGCUGUGGACCCCUUGAUGCCAAGUCACUAGUCAACAAUUUCUGCAGUGACUUAUAUCAUACCACUGAAGGCCUACAGGUCAAGUUGUCUUGUGGAGAAAAAUUAGGGGCGUUUCCGAUCACAGUUAAAUGCAGCCAAGGCAAGUGGAGUGCCAUUCCUGUGUGCUAUGCAAACCCGCGUAAUGGAAUCACAGACUGUAAGACUGUUGGGACAGAAACUGUCUGCAAAAUGACAUGCAACUCAUACUGGGCCUACAGUGAUGGUACCACUCAGAAAACCUUCACCUGCAACAAGCCACCCUGUGAAGCCAUAAACCCCAGUCCUUGCCAAAAUUGCUUGGCUCACUCUGCCUGUCAAUCAAAUGAAGUCUGCAAUUCUUUCAAAAAGAUGUGUGAAGAUGGAUGCAGUUCUGGCAACAACCCCUGUGGUGUAAACACAGCCUGCACAACAGUUUCCAACCAGCAGAGGUGCACUUGUAAAUCGGGCUGGUCUGGAGAUGAUCCUCGCCGUGGCUGCACCUAUGCAGUUCUUAGGUGGAUUGCUACCAAUUCCAUCCAAAGGAAUGCUGUGGUUGGAGCCUUUGUGCCAUCCUGGGGUAUUAACAUGUAUGUAUGUAGAUCAAAAGCAUCUGAUGGCUCCUGGCAUUCUGGGAAGCUUAUAAACUCUAGAAGGGGUGUCAUGUGCAACUAUGGCAUUGGAGGCAAAGAAAUUGAAAGCUUCUCUUUUGAGAUGCUACUUUACCCUUGUUCUGGACGACAAGGUAUGAAGUGGGUCAAUGGGGUUACAGAUAAGCUUGUAUAUGUUGAUACAACAGGUGGUGUGAAACUCUACGUCUGCAGGUCUUAUUAUAAUGAAUGUUUUCACCCAGGGAAGCUUUAUAUCACCAAUGGAAAAUGGGUCUGCGAGUAUGGUUAUGGGGGCUACGCAAGAAUAGAUACCAACUUCCAAACUUUGAAACAAACACCAUGCUACUAACAAAAAUGUCAUAAAUGUGUUCCUACAAAAGUGGACUAUACCUCUGGCUUUUCAUCUCUCAUGUCUGUGCAGGAGGCAAAAAAAAAUAUUCAUCCUUCUUUAAGUGAAAUGAUGGCUAGUACAUAUAUGUAAUUCUUUCAAAAUACCUUUCAUUUAUUCAUGAAUAUGUCACUUAUAUCUAGUUAUAAACAAUUUACCAUAUUUACUGUAUGUCCCCUAGUUUUAGCAAAGUUGCUUGGGGCACCUGUUUUGUGAAUAGUUUGUUCCAACUUAUCCUACUCAGUUGCAUUAAGAUCAUGUGAAAUGGGGUGGACCCUGCAUGAAGCUGAUUUCACUGCUAUGUUCAUGGAAGCAUUCCAGGACUUUAAAUAGCCUUAUUCUAUGAGGGCAAAAGGUUUCUUGGAUUGCCAGUUAUGCUCAAUCAGAAAUUGUAGCUGUGUUUCUGUGGUCAUUAGACAAGUCAGUUCUAGUGUCUUAGGAGGUUAUGUGCUUAACACUACUAUUAUUUAGUUAUCAACUUUUAAUAUUUUCAGGAUGAUUUGCAAAAUCUUAAAAGGGUUUUAAUGUGCACUCCCCUACAACUCCCAGAAAUCUUUAAAGCUUUAGCGCAAUGUGCACUCCUUGCAACCUUUAAAGUAUCUGUACUGAACUUGGAAUGACAAAGUGGGACAGGACCAAGUAAAAAACUGGAGUUGUUAGAUUUUAGUGCAAGGCUUGGCUUCUACAUUUAAGUCCUCCAUUUGUGUCCAAUUUUCCCCAGCCACUCCCAUCUUUGUCUCUUGCUAUGAUCAUCUCACUGAGGUUGCAGGAUGAUGGACAAUGGAAAUAAAAAGAGAGAGCCUGGCUAGAACUGUGUGCUCUACCACUGUGGUUCAUGUGCAAAAGCCUUUAAUUGAAUCUCCCAGUUUGUCAAUGCUUUCAAAUAUCAUGAUGGUCUUUUAAUCUGUCCCUGAAUCUUGUUUUGGAUACUUUUGCCUAAUUUUUCCUUCUUAAAUUGUAUUUUUAGACUUUUUUUCUGUUUUUAAUUACUCUCUUUGGAUUAUGGAUUUUAUUUAAAA